Messenger RNA from Cornus florida, 3225 nucleotides. Its product is annotated as pentatricopeptide repeat-containing protein At2g22070-like. Gene Ontology annotation, biological process: RNA modification. The transcript has 2 exons. NCBI's taxonomy places the organism in Eukaryota, Viridiplantae, Streptophyta, Magnoliopsida, Cornales, Cornaceae. The record is from RefSeq and is a predicted model, not a curated record. Gene Ontology annotation, molecular function: protein binding; RNA binding; zinc ion binding. Bases 205 to 2292 code for a protein of 695 amino acids.
UAAAAAAGCUCACAUUAUAGUCAUAAUAAUGUCAAUCUCAUUCACAGAAAAUAAUGGCUAUUUACCCUUCCAAUUUACCUAGCCAAACCCAGCACAAGAAAAUAGAAAAAUUUACAAUAGGGCGACUCUUUCUCAUGUACCAUUCGACUUAAAAGCGCCAAAGAAUAACAGAAAAACUAGAAUUCAAAUUAGAAAUAAAAGAAAAUGAAAGCCAAACAGAAGCUUCGAGAAGCCAUAGACUCGCUCUACUCUCGUGGCUGUGCAAGCUCUGAAGCAUACACUCGCCUCGUGCUCGAAUGCGUUCGACACAAUGACUUCAAUCAAGCGAAGAGACUGCAGUCUCACAUGGAUCUUCACUUGUAUCAACCCAACAACACCUUCCUUCACAAUCGUCUUCUUCAACUCUAUUCCAAAUCCGGGCGACUCUCGGACGCUCAGAACCUGUUCGAGAAAAUGUCCCAAAGAGAUAUAUUUUCCUAUAAUGCUAUGCUGUCUGUGUAUUCGAGGUUGGGUUCUGUUCAGGAUUUGUGGGCAUUCUUUGAUGGGGUGCCUUGUCGCGAUUCUGUCUCUUAUAACACGGUGAUUGCUGGUCUGGCUUCAAAAGGGUGUUCCAGCAAGGCUUUGGAGGUUUUUAUCAGAAUGCAACAAGAAGGAUUUCAGCCCACGGAGUAUACCCAUGUGAGCGCGUUGAAUGCAUGUUCACGCACGUUGGAUUUGAAGCGCGGGAAACAAAUUCAUGGUAGGAUUGUUUCUUGUAAUUUGGAUGGGAAUGUUUUUGUCUGGAAUGCUUUGAUUGAUAUGUAUGUGAAGUGUGGUGUGAUUGAUCAGGCUCGGUGGUUGUUUAAUCGGAUGGUUAACAAGAAUGUGGUCUCUUGGAAUUCUAUGAUUUCAGGUUAUUUGAUCAAUGGGCAGCCUGAGAAAUGCAUUGGCUUGUUUCAUGAAAUGCGAUUAUCUGGUUUAAAGCCAGAUGCGAUUACAGUUUCAAAUGUUCUUGGUGCAUUCUUUCAAAGGGGAUAUAUAGAUGAAGCACACGAGACUUUUAGUGAGAUCAAGGAAAAAGACAAGGUUUGUUGGACUACAAUGAUUGUAGGUUACACACAAAAUGGAAAAGAAGAGGAUGCUUUAAUGUUGUUCAGCGAGAUGCUUUUAGAAAAUGUUAGACCUGACAAUUUUACAAUCUCAACUGUGGUUAAUUCCUGUGCCAGAUUAGCCUCUUUGUAUCAUGGUCAGGUAGUUCAUGGAAAAGCAGUGCAUUUGGGAGUUGAUUUUGAUUUGCUUGUUUCUAGUGCCCUUAUUGAUAUGUAUUCCAAAUGUGGAGAAAUAAAAGAUGCUUGGGUUGUUUUCAAAAUGAUGCCUACAAAAAAUGUGGUCUCUUGGAAUUCCAUGAUAAUAGGUUAUGCACAAAACGGAAAGGAUCUAGAUGCCUUGGCCCUUUAUGAAGAAAUGUUGCAAGAGAAACUCAAACCAGAUAAUAUUACCUUUGUGGGUGUUCUUUCAGCUUGUGUUCAUGCAGGUUUGAGUGAACGAGGACGGGAAUAUUUUAAUUCAAUCAGCAAAUUUCAUGAAAUGACCCCUACUUUGGAUCAUUAUGCAUGCAUGAUCAAUCUCCUCGGUCGUUCAGGUUACAUGGAUAAAGCAGUAGAUCUAAUAAAUGGCAUGCCACAUGAAGCAAAUAGUCUAAUUUGGUCUACCCUUUUAUCAGUUUGUUCAACAAAUGGUGACGUAAAACACGGAGAAAUGGCGGCCAGGCGCCUCUUCAAAUUAGACCCACUCAAUGCUGGACCUUACAUCAUGCUCUCCAAUAUGUAUGCUGCUUGCGGAAGAUGGAAGGACGUGGCAUCCAUGAGAUCUCUUAUGAAGGACAGGAAGGUUAAAAAAUUUGCUGCCUACAGCUGGAUUGAGAUUGACGGAAAGAUCUAUAAUUUUGUAUCAGGAGACCGAACUCAUCCAGAAUCAGAAAAAAUAUAUCAGGAAUUGAAUAGACUGAUAAGAAAACUUCAGGAAUCUGGAUUCUCUCCUGAUACAAACUUGGUUCUACAUGAUGUGGGGGAAGAUGAGAAGUUUGAAUCCAUCUGUUACCAUAGCGAGAAACUUGCUCUUGCAUUUGGGUUGAUCAGAAAACCUCAAGGAGAGGCACCUUUAAGGAUAAUAAAAAACAUCCGAGUUUGUGGCGAUUGCCACGUGUUUAUGAAGUUUGUAUCUAAGCUUAUUGGACGACCUGUCAUACUGAGAGACUCAAGCAGAUUCCAUCAUUUUGUUGGAGGGCAGUGCUCCUGCAAGGAUCUUUGGUGAUGAAAAGUCUGCUGGAGAUGGAUAUCUGCUGAACUGAAGAAACAUACAUCUCAAGAAGAUAUAAGCAGCAAUAAGGCUAUAUGAUCGGAAGCAGCAAGAACUUUUUUCAUAUAAGAUGAUAAGAAGAGGAUUGCCAAUAUUUGAAUUAUUUGGAGUCCCCAGUGACUGGAUGCAGAGAGUGGAUUUAGAUAAUUGUAGAGAAAUGAGGAUGAUCCAUCUUCACUAAUUUUGCAAGGACUACCUUAAUGCGGUAACAUGUGCAGGAUUGAAAUAUGUACUGGGCUUGGGUUAAUUAAUUGGUAUCUUAACAAAUACAGCAGUUAGAAUUUAGAUAAGGUGAAUGGGAGCAACAAGAGCUUUCUUACCUGAAAGCGCACAAGAAGCAUCAGUGUUCCCACUCUUUCGAAAUUCCAUGUUGAAUAGGGAAACAACUGAAUGGAGGAUACAACUAUCACUCAGCUGCUUAUAUUUAGUCUUCUUGCGGAAUAUGGGAAGAAAGAUGCAAACCAUAGGGCACAGACAUUGGAUACAAAGAUCAAGAAAUGUUUGCAACUAAUCACAUGCUAAGCUCUUCAGAUGGUUGAUCAAGCGGAGUGAGAGUCAUACUCUAUGCUUUAAGCUUUAACCUAUGGUCCAAGGUAGCUAUUCCUUCUGACAAUAAUUCCCUUCAUUCUUAACUGUUCUGAAUUUGUAUGUCUGUUUGAUUUAGAAAUUUCUACAUAUCACUCAUUAAGCAAGCUCUUAACUUCAUAUCCACGCUGAUCCUAGAAACAUCGACUGGUAAAUGGAUUACACAUUAGGUUUUUCUGUGAUAAUUCAUCUGGUGGUGUACCUGAUCAGAUAUAAAUAACAAUGCUAUAUCAGCUAAUGGUAACGACCAUUGAUUUGUGUUGAUAUUGAUUUUUUAAAUGUUCAUGCAGCCAAAAUUUCUUU